UGGGUUUCCCAGGCUGACGGGAAGAAGGAGACGUCUCUUGUCCGAGAGCAGCGGCUUCUUAUUCACGGAAUUGGGUUUAAACAGGACACCCCCCCCCCCACCCCAGCAACUACCAAGCGUGUGCAGGCAGCGGAGGGGCUGGUUAGGAUGUGAAAAAAGGCAGGGUGCAAUCCCAACAAAUCACAGCAUCGCAUGUGGGAACUGCACAGGGAGAGGCAGAAACUGCUAACAAAGUUGGAAAAAGUUCCUCAACUUGGACAAAAGGGAAUGUCACUCUGGGGAGAGAGCGGAAAGUGUUCCUGAGGGUUUGAACCUAAAAUGAAUCCGAAGGAACGAUUUCAAGGAGAAAGCUGCGCUUGAAGAAACCUCCAAAGUUUUGGUCUUUCGUGUUUCCUUCGGCCCAGGUCGGUGUGUGCUCCCGCUCUCUGACCUGAGCGGAACCUACAGGAGAAGCCGCUGGGGGAGAUAUCUGAGUGCCUGCUCCAUCUGCAGAAGGAUUCUUCACCAGGCGAAGGGAACGCGGUUUCUAAACGAUGACAUCGCCAGCUAAAUUCAAGAAGGACAAAGAGAUCAUUACCGAGUAUGACACACAGGUUAAGGAAAUCCGAGCUCAGCUCCUGGAACAGCUGAAAUGCCUGGACCAGCAGUCGGAGGCCAGGGUGCAGCUCCUCCAGGAUCUGCAGGACUUCUUCCGGAAAAAAUCCGAGAUCGAGAUGGACUACUCGAAGAACCUGGAGAAGUUGGCUGAACGUUUUAUGGCUAAGACCAGGAGCGCCAAGGACCACCUGCAGUUCAAGAAGGACCAGAACAUUCUGUCUCCGGUGAACUGUUGGUACUUGCUGCUGAACCAGGUGCGGAGAGAGAGCAAGGAUCACACCACACUGAGCGAUAUCUAUCUCAACAACAUCAUCCCACGCUUUGCCCAAGUCAGUGAUGACUCCGUCCGUCUCUUCAAGAAGAGUAAGGAGAUCGGUGGACAGCUCCAUGAAGAUCUGAUGAAAGUUUUGAAUGAGUUAUACACGGUGAUGAAGACCUACCACAUGUACAAUGCUGACUGUAUCAGUGCGGAGGGUAAGCUGAAGGAGGCUGAGAAACAGGAAGAGAAGCAGAUCGGCCGCUCAGUGAAGCAGGACGAUCGGAUGCUCGGCCGCUCCCCGGACCCAGCAGCAAAUGUCCGAUUCGAAGAGAAGCACCAGAGGCGGAGCUCCGUCCGAAAGAUUGAGAAAAUGAAGGAGAAGCGUCAGGCAAAAUACACGGAGAACAAGCUCAAGGCGAUCAAGGCAAGAAAUGAGUAUAUUCUGGCACUGGAGGCCACUAACAGCUCCGUCUUCAAGUAUUACAUCCACGACCUGAGCGACCUCCUGGACUGCUGUGACCUGGGCUACCAUGCCAGUCUGAACCGAGCAAUGAGGACCUUUCUGUCGGCAGAGAUUAACGUCGAGCAGUCGAAGCACGAAGGGCUGGAGAUCAUUGAAAAUGCAAUUGACAAUCUGGAUGCAACCAAUGACAAGCAGCGGCUCAUGGAGUUGUACCACACCGUGUUCUGUCUGCCACCAAAAUUUGAUUUCCAGGCACACAUGGGGGAUGGGGUCUCCCAUCUGUGUGUCCAGCAGCCAGUUCAGGGGGAACUGGUUUUACGCUGCCAGCAACUACAGUCCCGGUUGGCUACUCUGAAGAUUGAGAAUGAGGAGGUGAAGAAGACCAUGGAGGCUACACUCCAGACAAUCCAGGACAUGGUCACUGUUGAAGACUUUGAUGUGGCUGACUGCUUCCAGUACACAAACUCCACCGAGUCUGUCAAAUCCACCCUUUCGGAGACAUUCCUGAGUAAGCCUAGUAUCGCCAAGAGACGGGCCAACCAACAGGAAACAGAGCAAUUCUACUUCACGAAACUGAAGGAAUAUUUUGAAGGCCGAAACCUGAUCACGAAACUACAGGCGAAACAUGACCUUCUACAGAAGACUCUGGGAGAAAGUCAGAGGACAGAUUAUUCCCUUGCCAGUGGUCGAUGGAAUUCCAGUGUAAGGAAGCAGGAUGGCAACCAGAUCAUUCCUCUUGUGGUGGAAAGCUGCAUUUGUUUCAUCAGCCGACACGGUCUGCAACAUGAAGGAAUUUUCCGAGUAUCAGGAUCACAAAUUGAAGUGAAUGACAUCAAAAACGCCUUUGAGCGAGGUGAGGACCCCCUGGCGGGAGAUCAGAAUGACCAUGAUAUCGACUCAAUCGCUGGAGUGCUGAAGCUCCAUUUCAGGGGAUUGGCCAGCCCGCUCUUCCCCAAGGAGAUUUUCCACGACCUCAUUUCCUGUGUCACAAUUGAAAAUCUCACCGACCGAGCUCAGCAAAUCCGGAAGGUUCUCCUGUGUUCGCCGAAACCCACCAUCAUCAUGAUGCGAUACCUGUUUGCCUUCCUCAGUCACUUAUCGCAGUUCAGUGAGGAGAACAUGAUGGAUCCCUAUAACCUGGCCAUCUGUUUUGGACCUACCCUGAUGUCAGUGCCUGAAGGCCAUGACCAAGUCUCCUGUCAGGCUCACGUUAAUGAACUCAUCAAAUCCAUCAUCCUGCAGCAUGACAACAUCUUCCCUGGACCGAAGGAGCUGGAUGGGCCUGUGUAUGACAAGGGGGCGACAGCAGAGGAUUACUGUGAGAGCCCUCAUGGAGACCCCGCCUCUGUCGAAGAUGUUGGGCAAGAUGUUGGAACCGAACCUCAUACAAGCGAAGACGAAGGUGAACCGAUUGAAGCCAUUGCUAAGUUUGAUUACACGGGACGCACAGCUCGGGAACUCUCCUUCAAGAAAGGCGCCAGCCUCCUGCUCUAUCACCGAGCUUCUGAGGAUUGGUGGGAAGGUCGGCACAACGGAAUAGACGGACUUGUCCCACAUCAGUACAUCGUGGUCCAGGACACUGAUGAUACAUUCUCUGACCGGUUGAGCCCAAAGGAUGACAUUGAGCCGAGCAGUGCCCCUCCCCCAGUGGAACAGCCCCUGUGUAAAGGCAGUGUCAGUUCACCAACGGGACAUGUUGCUGAUAUCUACUUGGCAAACUUGAACAGGCAGAAGAAGAAGGCCGAGGUUGGUAGUGUCCGACGCUCUUUCCGUUCCGCUGAAGGACCUGGCAUCGCUGGCCAUGGGCUCGUGCCUGCUCCUGCAGACAGAGAACCACAAACCUCAGCCAGUCUCCGGAGCUCCACCCAGGUUCCCCCAAACAGCAACAAGGAGACAGUGGACAAACGGUCAGCGAUGGUACACGGGGGUCCCAACGCUGUGACCCGCCGGCCCUCAGGCAAUAGGGUCGACAGCCCACAGGUUCGCAAGGCAAUGGCAGCCGGGAGGUCCAAGAGCUUCAGUAACCACAAGCCGCUGGACCCGGAGACAAUUGCCCAGGAUAUCGAGGCCACAAUGAAUUCAGCCCUGAAUGAGCUCCGGGAACUGGAGCGUCAGAGUACAGUGAAACAUGCCCCUGAUGUGGUCCUAGACACGCUGGAACCCAUGAAGACAUCUCCAUCGAUGGCUCCCACAUCGGAACCUUCCAGCCCCCUCCAUUCCCGCAUCCUGAAGGACUCGGAGUCCUCUCUGCAGAGGAGUGCCAGUUCCUCUGGGGAUAUGCCAUGCACCUUCCGGCCAGUGAAGUCGGUGAAGAUAGCAGCCCAGGUGAAACCGCCCGCUCUCAGGCCCAAACCUGUCGUCUUUCCAAAAACCAACCCGAGCGCCCCCAGCCUCGGCUCACCGACUACACAGCAACCGACAGACAAGUCCUGCACUGUGUGAGCGCCUCGCUGGAGUCAAGGAGUUCCUGUCUUGAUUGUUUGCAAACAGGGAAAUGGGGGACCAAACUGGCAUCUUCAAUCAACGUUGAGCUGGAGACGUGAUCAGUGUUUGGCGCAGAUUUCCACCCAGAAUGCCAAUCUGUCCUGACUUACCGUGAACUCUCGGUCUUCCUCCCAUUUCUCAUGAUGCAUCGAACUAGCAAAGGCCCACGUUUGCUUCAGUAUAACAUUUCAGUCUUCACAGUGAAACUCGGAACAAACCUAACACAGACUUUACUCAGUCCUUCAAACCAAAUAAACCAUGGAGUCGGUGUGUGCUCCAUCACUCUCUCCAACGUUGGGAAAUCCAUCACUCCCCAGAGUUUUGCCCAUGUACCCACAGGAUUCAACACUUCUCCCGUGCCAUCGAGUUUGGUUAUUGAAGGAAAAGCAAAAUUAUUUGUUGCCUUGAAGAGUAACAAUUUUAUUGUUUUGGUUGAAUCUUCAUGACUGCUCCGGUGACACGGGUAUUUUGGGGCCAUUGUUUUGGCUCAAAAACUCACCACCAAAAAGUCACAUUCCCCGACAUGGAGUGUGCAAAACCACCAGUUCUUCAAAGAAAUUGAACCCAGGACUGGCUGUGUCCUCCUUAGCAUUUAACGUUACUUUUUUGAAGGCUGAAUAUGUUUAUAGUAUGAAACGUAAAACAAGGCUUUCCCUUUCAAGUGUCUCGGGAGCCCGGCCUUGUCAGCAGAGUUUAGCACAAAGAAAUUACAAUUGCUGCAAUUAAUUUUUAAUUUUUUUUAAUGGACUUUUAUUGUGAACAGUUCAUUGUAAAUGGUGAAUUAUAUUUUGAAAGAUUCAUGGUAUUGAAAACUGGAAAUGUUUUGUAGGUUAGCUGAAGAAAACUAUUUUUAAGGGAGAUAUUCCUGGACCCGCUCAGAUGCUGUACUGUGAAAGAGCCACGGCACAAUCAACAGACUGGCUUCCUGAUCCCGAAUCUCUCAUCCAUUUAUCUGUGAUCUUAGAUAUGUUUAAAUUAAUUUUGAUUCUUAGUAAUUCCUUUUAUUUUGUCAAUGAACUGUUCCAGCCUGUUGACAGUAUUUUUGUGCUCAGUGUUUGACUCAUGUCUGAGAGGGUGAAUGAUGUUAUCGUGAAAAUGCCUGUAUGUGAAGAGUUGUCAAAGCUGUCACAGUUGCAGAGGGUUUCACGGCACAGUGCAGUGUUAGUCUCUUCCCCUCUCUGCUGAGGUGUCUGAUCUCAGGAAUUGCGAUUGAGCUCAGUGCUUCUGGGUUAGGAGAGAGAAGCAAGCCUUAAGUCACUCUUAUUCCUUAGUCAGUGAACACUCUCUCUCCCUCCCUCCCAACUGUCCCAGUGGAAACGCAGCUACAUUCUCCUGAGUGAGUGCAGGACUGGGGCUGUCCCAUGGUAGGAAGACAUUGGAACCCUCGCUCUCUGAGGGCCUGCCCCCGGAAAACAGCAGGGAAUGUGUGGGACUCCAUCAGUUUUCACUGCUCCUACCAGAAACCAGGACCUCCCCCAGCCCCCCACCCUGUACACAGGAGUACAAAGCACUUACCGAGGCUCCCAGAGAGUAACCCCUGCGCUAUACUCCUGCCCCACUAUGUGCGUUUCGGAGAACAGUGAGAUACUUCCUGGAAUAUUGUUGCAGUCAAUGGCUCACCCCAACUCUCACACUCAGUGAAAUGUGACCAUAAAUAAAACCAGCCUUUAACUUACCGAGUGGGAGAAUUAGAUGGAGCUGCAGAGCACAGCCUCCGCAGUGACCAAUAACUGAGCUUUCAUCACCAGAAACUGAAUAUUGGAGUCAACCGAAAAUAUCCUGGGGCAUGUGGGGAGAAUGAUGGCUCAUCACAGACCCACCCCCAACCCACCACGGACACACCCCACCCACCCCCAACCCCGAGCCAUCACACACACACCCCACCCACUCCCACCCUGACCCAUCACAGACACCCCAACCUACCCCCGACCCAUCAGAUAACCCCCACCUACUCCCACCGCCGACCCCCCACCCAACCCCAGCCCUGACCCAUCACAGACACCCACCCCCAUCCCUGACCCACCACAGACGCACCCCACCCACCCCCACCCCCGACCCAUCACAGUCACCCCCCUACCCACCCCGACCCACCACAGACAUCCCCCACCCACCCUCAACCCAUCACAGAUACCCCCCACCCACCCUCGACCCAUCACAGACACCCCCCGACCUAUCACAGACAGCCCCCACCCCGACCCACCACAGACAUCCCCCACUCACCCCCACCCCUGAGCCAUCACAGACACACCCCACCCCCACCCCCCCUGACCCAUCACAUACAGCCCCCACCCCCGACCCAUCACAGCCCCCCCCCACCCACCCCCACUCCUGACCCAUCACAGACACCCCUCCACCCCUGACCCAUAACAGACACCCCCCAGCCCAGCCCUGACCCAUCACAGAAACCCCCGACCCAUCACAGACAUCCACCCCCACCCCCCCUUACCCAUCACAGACACCCCCCACCCCUGACCCAUCACAGACAUCCCUACCCCCCACCCCCCUCUGACCCAUCACAGACACCCCCACCACCCCUGACCCAUCACAGACAUCCCUACCCCCACCAACCCCCCUCUGACCCAUCACAGACACCCCCACCCUCCUCCGAACCACUGUAGAUAUCCCGGUUUCUGGUCUACUAUAAAUACCCCCACUGCCUGGACUGUCUCCAGAUACUGUAUCCUCUGGACUGCCUCUGAGAGCUGCACUGCUGUAGGUCAGCCCCCAGACCCUCCCUCCCUCCCUCCCUCUCUCCCUCCCUCCCUUUGUGCGAGUAUUUAUAACCCAUUUUAAAUCUAGUGGCCAGUUGAUUCCCUCCCCUCCAGGGCAGGGAGAGGAGAGAGGCUGAAGGGCAGGACUAGGAUUACAGGGGGCCUGAGGACUAGAGGAGGGUGACACUGAGGAGGGGGGAUGUUGGGGGGAGUCAGGCGAUCACGGAUGAUUCACGGCUCACGGGGACCAAUCAAAUCCAUCGUUAUCCACAAGGGUCACAGCUCAGGGAGGUUCAGGCAGCCUGGAAUGGAAUCGGUUUUGGAGUCUUGGUGUUGAGGGUUGGCCCUCAGCUUCACAAACCGGGGAGAUACACGAAAACAUUCCCCAUUGCCAAGUGACGUGAGGAAGGUCCCACCUUAAACUCCUUUCCUUUGAAUGUCCGACUCGUGGUCUGACAAUGAGGGUGAGGUGGGCUGAGUGACAGUCGGGACAUGAACUGUUUCUCCUGUUAGACUCUCCCACCAGCCACACCUCCCCAGCUCCUUCAUCCCUCCCCCAGCCUGGAUUAAUAUCAAACAGAGGCUUGGUCAUUAGACAUCUGGGUCAACAGUGGAGGUGUGCCCCUGACUACUGGCAGAGUACCCCAAUAGGUAUAUGCAUGACCCUCCACAAGAUGUGAUCCCUCCAGUCUAAGAAAGCUCCCGGGAGAGAUCCCUGAUCCGGUGUGUCCCUAAGGAUGAGAGCAGCGUGCAGUUAAUCUUCGUUCCCUGUAAAAUUCAGGCUGAACCCAGUGCUGAUCACUCUCAGUUGGCCCCUAGUGGACAGCAUUAAGGUGAAAUGUGAUGCUUGCUACAGUGGAACAGCCUGUAGCCAUGCACUCAAGACACAACCUUGGGUUAGAUUCCAGAUUGGUCAUCGACAUGUAGCCAGCAGCUUCAGUGGGGAAGUGGGAGCAGUGUCUGGCCAAGUUCCUUGUGACUCCCUACCAUUCAGUAUCAGGAAUCUGGCUCACUAAUGGCUGGGGGAGUCCCUACCCAAUGGUGUUGAUGUGUUCAGGCCACUGCAUUAAGAAGGCUGUAAUAAUUAAUUGUACGGAGUAUUUGUGUAUAUGUAACUACACAGUGACUGUAAGGUACAGCAUUUUUUGGUACAGUAUUGUGCAGAAUAUUAGAUGUUAGUGUCAAAACAAUAAAUCUCAUUUA
Hemiscyllium ocellatum (epaulette shark) is the source of this 7717-nucleotide messenger RNA. RefSeq names its product SLIT-ROBO Rho GTPase activating protein 2 (gene srgap2). Gene Ontology annotation, cellular component: cytoplasm. Gene Ontology annotation, molecular function: protein binding. The transcript has 23 exons. Lineage: Eukaryota; Metazoa; Chordata; Chondrichthyes; Orectolobiformes; Hemiscylliidae. The record is from RefSeq and is a predicted model, not a curated record. The coding region runs from base 534 to 3761 and encodes 1075 amino acids. Gene Ontology annotation, biological process: negative regulation of cell migration; signal transduction.